AUGAAGGAUAUAAAGAAUUCUGUUAUGAGGAGAAGAUUGAGGAAAAAUUUAAAUACUCGUAGGAAUAAUAAUAGUGAGAUUAGUUUUAUUAAUAAUCUUUCUGAUGUAGAGAAUGUCAUCAAUUUAAAUAAUUUAAGGAAUUCAGCAUGUUGGUUUAAUUCUGAUUUUAAUUUUAAAACCUAUAAAGAAGUGAAUCAUUUACAUGAUUAUUUUAAGAAUUACUGUUUUAUGAAAAGUAAAAUAUGUGCUGUAAAGCAUGAGAAGAAAGUGUAUUUGCAAAUAAAUUAUUCAUAUUAG
Molecule: messenger RNA, 297 nt
Organism: Plasmodium malariae
Lineage: Eukaryota; Apicomplexa; Aconoidasida; Haemosporida; Plasmodiidae
Exons: 2
Coding region: 1-297 (98 amino acids)
Source: RefSeq, a predicted model, not a curated record